AUGCUGUGUCCACAGUUGCAUACUCAAGCUCACAUCAUGUUUGUCGAUCCCAAUGCAUCCUCUUCGGUUUGUGGUCAUCGUGGAUGCUUCGGAGCAAUCUCAACUACCACAGCUGCCAUGGUCUCAUGCAUGAGACUAUUCAACAGACUCCAAACUCAGAAGGAAACGCCUGUUCCUCCUCCACAUAAUAUUCAACUUUGCCAAGUUGGGAACAAUGGAGCCAAUCUUACAUGGGAUGUAGUAACCUCUUCUGGAGUAGAAGUGGUUGGAUAUCGGGUUUAUUUCCAAGACGGUAAAAAAAAGUGGAAACGUUUUGAAAUAAGAAAGCCUCUAUUCUUCCUUCCAUUUAAGCAAGAGGUAUUAAAAGGAUCAAUCUCCGCUAUUUAUACACCUCUUUUCAAAAAAGGCACCGUUUUUGAAGGAGGUAGAUCAGAACCAAUUGCAAUUCAAAAGACCCACCGAAAAAAAAUUCCGCCACCACAAAAUAUUCAAUUGCAGCAAGUUGGAGACAAGCAAGCACGCCUUUCAUGGAAUGAAGUGACCUAUCCAGGAGUAACUGUGCUUGGAUAUCUCGUUGUUUACAAAGACGGUAAUUCGAAAUGGAAACGUCAUAGAUCAACAGCUUGUGAAGUUGUUCUUCCAUUUGAGAAUGAAAUGUUUGUGGCACAAGUAGCCGCCAUUCAUACAAACUUCAAUGGUCACAGGAAAAAAGUUCUAGGAGAAAGGUCAAAGUCGAUUAGUAUUCAAAAGUCUCACCAAAAUAAAAUUCCGCCACCACAAAUUGUUCAAUUACAGCAAUUUGGAGACAAGCAGGCACGCCUUUCAUGGAAAGAAGUGACCUAUCCAGGAGUAACUGUGCUUGGAUAUCUCAUCUUUUACAAAGACGGUAACUUGGAAUGGAAAAGUCAUAUAUCAACAGCUUGUGAAGUUGUUCUUCCAUUUGAGAAUGAAAUGUUUGUGGCACAAGUAACCGCUUUUCAUACAGCCUUCAAUGGUCAAGGGGGCAAAAUUCUAGGAGAAAGAUCAAAUUCGAUUAGUAUUCCAAAGGUCAACCGAAAAUAUGUUCCGCCUCCUCAAAAUGUCCAAUUGCAGCAAGUUGGAGACGAGUGGGUACGAAUUACAUGGAAUAAAGUAACCGUUCCUGAAGUAAACGUGAUGUCGUAUAGAGUUUAUUACGCCGACGGUUCUGGAAAUUUUAUACAUUAUGACACAACGAAAAAUCAAAUCGAAAUACGAUUUAUUAGUAAUACCUUUUCGGCAACUGUGGCCACAUGGUAUAAACGCACAAAUGUAAUCGAGGAACAAAUGUUAGGACGUCGGGCAAGCAUAGUUCGAAUUCGAAAGAUCCACCGACAAUAUGUUCCGCCUCCUCAAAAUGUCCAAUUGCGGCAACGUGGAGACAAUCUAGCACAACUUUCAUGGGAUGAAGUGACUACUCCUGGAGUAACUGUGCUGUCAUAUCUGGUUUCUUACUACCAUGGGAGUGGACAUUGGAUGAAUUAUGAAACAAGGCAGCGCGAAGUCAACAUUACAUUUGUCACUAAUACCAUUUGGGCGUCGGUUGCCGCUUAUUAUAAACGCAUCAAUGUACUCGAGAACAAAAUUCUUGGAAAAAGAUCAAUUACGGUUAGUGUUCACAAGGCCAAACUAACACAUAUUCCGCCUCCUCCUCAAAAUGUCCAAUUGCAGCAACGUGGAGACAAUCUGGCCCGCCUUUCAUGGAAUGAGGUUACGGCUCCAGGAGUAACUGUGCUGUCAUAUCUGGUUUAUUACAACAACGACAGGAAGCAUUGGAAAGAGGAAGAAACAACUGCACUCGAAUUCAAUAUUGAAUUUGUUGAAAAUUACAUAUGGGCUUCGGUUGCUGCUUAUUAUAGACUCACCAGUGAUCCCAAGAACAAAAUUCUUGGAAAUAGAUCAAUUACGGUUAGUGUACGCAAGGUCAAACCACCAUAUGUUCCUCCUCCUCAAAAUGUUCAAUUGGACCAAGUUGAAGACAAGUUGGUACGUCUUACAUGGAAUGAAGUAACAGUACCCGAAGUAACUGUGUCUGGAUAUCUGGUUCGUUACUACCUCGAUGGUAAAGGGUGGAUAGAAUGGGAAACAAAUGAGCUCGAAUACUACAUUAAAUUUGAUGCAAAUUACUUAUGGGCUUCGGUUGGCGCUCAAUAUAAACGUACUGAUGUAAUCGAGGACAUAAAACUAGGAAAUAUGUCAGACCCACUUCUAAUUCAAAAUUCCCACCUGCGAUGUGUGAAGUAA
Messenger RNA from Rodentolepis nana, 2262 nucleotides. The record is from the annotation of a GenBank genome assembly. Lineage: Eukaryota; Metazoa; Platyhelminthes; Cestoda; Cyclophyllidea; Hymenolepididae.